GCAUCAGCGAAGAAGAUCAGGAGCUGUACAUGCGCUUCUCGGACUGAUAUUUACAGAUUCUGGCUGCUUAUUUGAAGUUUUACUGCAGCAUUGUCGACACGAAACCAUGAACUCUUUAUUGAAUAAGGUGUUGCGGCUUCAGAACGCGCGGGCGCUAGUGUGUGUCGCUUCAUCCGUACAAAGUCAAGUGUUGACUCCACAAAUGCCUUUGGGUCUUCUACACAGACAGUAUAGGUCAAUGCCCACACAUGGUAUCGGAAGAUAUAAGCGAUUUCUUCCAAAACUACAAAAGAAGAAGAAGGAAAAAGUGCAGAUGAAGGAGAUCAUAGAAGCAACAAGCACAAAGUUUGGUGUGAUUAAUGUGUGUGUUUCUGGAUAUGACAUGACCCUAGUGGAACAUUAUUCCCAAUACAUACACAAUCUCUGCAAACGUUUGGACAUCAAGGUCGACGAAAGCUAUGCCCUGCCUACGAAAAGCACAGAGGUCAUGGUGAUGCAGGAGCAGGGCAUGAAGAUGUUUGUUGACGCAGUCCUGAAGACCCAUGAGCGUGUUGUUCAGAUAAGUGAAUUGAAGGCAACACUUUUUCCUAUACUUAUGGAGGUCAUUCUGAAGAACCAGCCUGAGGGGGUGCAACUCUGUCUGAAGGAGCACACAAAAGAAGAUUACCUGGCCCGUUUCAAGUCAAGACCUGAGCUCGAGCAACUUCUUGCAAAAAUUCAUAAUUAUUAAUUUAAAGAAAAUGUCUCCUUUUUUACUCAAAGCAUGUGUAUUGUAAUUAUUAAAUCAAAAAAUAAAAAAUAAAUAAACU
This is a messenger RNA of Danio rerio (zebrafish), 809 nucleotides long. It is a transcript of the gene mrpl48, whose product is annotated as mitochondrial ribosomal protein L48. Gene Ontology annotation, cellular component: mitochondrial inner membrane; mitochondrion; mitochondrial ribosome. NCBI's taxonomy places the organism in Eukaryota, Metazoa, Chordata, Actinopteri, Cypriniformes, Danionidae. The record is from RefSeq and is marked provisional.